GCCGGUCCAAGUUUGGUCUAGUCGACGGUCUUGCGGUGGGAUGCCGGCACCCACACGGCGCCAACCACGACGAACGUGUCAAACUAAACCAGAGAGUAUUUUAGUGGGUAUGGUCGACCGGUGGUUGGGUCAACGCCGUUUUCCACACGCACAUCCACAGCUCACAUGACAGCGACGUAUACCAGAUGCCGACACGUGCAGUGGACGCGUGAGGAAGAUAAGGUGCGGGAAACAGGACCACCAAUAAUUGAGGUUAAAUUAAAGGAGGGGCGGGUGUUCCGAGUCCUCACACAAGAUUCUUCUUGCGUGGAUGUCACGCAAAGGGAGCGGCGGUCGCCAUCGCGGGAUGGACGGUCGAUGCCCCCAACCCGUUCGUCAUAAUGUCUGGUUUGUCUGUGUGCAGACCAAACCAUGAGAACGUGGUUGCCCGCACGCUUCAACAGAAUCGUGCGACGCAUGACGACGGAGACCGCCAGAAUACGGCAAGCUGGUUUGAAAAUUAUAUUAUCUCAAAAACCAUUAAUGGUGUACGUAUAUUUAAUUGCAUUAGCAAUUCAAACAAGCCAUCUCGACUCGGUCUGACCUGAGCUCGACCCAAAUGCGAAGGCACGGACUUUGGCGGUCCCGCCAAAAAGACACGACACGAGUCGCGACUGUGCGUAGGCACUCGAGGGGAGAAGAAAUGGCCGCCUCCGCCAAAACCCUAGCGGAGCUCCUCCGUCCCCUCUCCCCCUCGACCAAAAUCCAGAUCUCCAAGUCCUCCUUCUCUGCCCGGACUCCCGAGCAGAAGAAGACGACCGAGACCAACAAAGCCCUGGCGCGAUCGAAGCGGGACCUCCGGAUCUGCACCGACAUAAUCGAGAAAUCGAGAGAUUCAGCCGAAAAGAUGGAGUACGCGAAGCUGGAGGAGCUUUUGGUGGAGGAGACGUGGUUGGAGGCUCUCGAGGGGGAGCUCCAGAAACCGUACGCGAAGAACCUGUGCAGGUUCGUGGAGAGGGAGAUGCGUGGGAGCGUCCCGAUCUACCCUCCGCCGCACCUUAUAUUCGAUGCUCUCCACCGGACGCCUUUCCAUCAAGUGAAGGCAGUGAUCAUUGGGCAGGAUCCUUAUCAUGGACCUGGUCAAGCCAUGGGUCUUGCUUUCUCGGUGCCGGAGGGUAUCAAGGUUCCUUCCAGUUUAGUCAACAUAUUUAAGGAGCUCAGGGAGGAUGUUGGGUGUUCUUUGCCAUCGCAUGGAAAUUUAGAGAGAUGGGCUGUGCAGGGGGUUCUUCUGCUGAAUGCUGUCCUCACCGUUAGGAAACAUCAGGCUAAUUCACAUGCUAAAAAAGGAUGGGAGCCGUUUACUGAUGCUAUUAUUCAAACAAUUUCACAGAAGAAAACAGGAGUUGUUUUCCUCCUCUGGGGGAAUUCUGCGCAAGCAAAAUCAAGAUUGAUCGACGAGUCAAAGCAUCAUAUCCUAAGAGCAGCUCAUCCAUCUGGUCUUUCAGCCAACAGAGGGUUCUUCGGAUGCAGGCAUUUCUCUCAGACGAAUCAGAUACUGGAGAAACUUAACCUUUCUCCCAUAGAUUGGCAACUCUGAGCUCAGAGAAAUGCCGAAUUAUCAGGUGCAACCUCGCUACCAUCACCUGAUAUGGACUCUCUAAUCCAUGGACGGACCAUCAGGCCUGACCAAAUUUUGGUAUGAUUUAACCAUAUAUUGUUAUAUAUGAUGUAAUUCAAUUUACCCCACUGUAAGGAUACACUUACCUGCAAUUUUCUUGUAUUGAAUUA
Messenger RNA from Musa acuminata subsp. malaccensis (wild Malaysian banana), 1767 nucleotides. NCBI's taxonomy places the organism in Eukaryota, Viridiplantae, Streptophyta, Magnoliopsida, Zingiberales, Musaceae. The record is from RefSeq and is a predicted model, not a curated record.